AUGGAAAAAAAAGAUCGUUUACCGAUUGUAGCAUAUCAACAAUUACCACAAGCAAACGAUGAAUCUAAUUGUCUUUCAGCGUUAGCAUUUGUUGUACCGUCAACAGAUAAUGAUUUAUCAUCUCAGUUACCAUCAGUAUUACCAUCCUCUAGAAAAUCCUCAUUUGAACAACAGCAAAAUAAUAACAGUCAGUUGAAUGAAGAAUAUGCAGUGAUAAAAAAUUCAUCUUUGCAAACUGAAAACGAUGAAUUUUCCUCUGAAAAUAAGAAUGAUAACAGUGUGAAUUUUAACAAUGAAAAUAGGACAAAAGAAGAGCAAAUCAUUCAGAAUAACGAUAGUCAACUACCAUGUGAUCAUAGUAAGACUUCUAUUUCGAGUGAUAUUAACACCAAUGAUCUGACUGAUAAUCAGAAUGAAAUUAAUAACGAUAAUCAUACUCGGUAUGAAACGGAUCAAAAUGUGAAUAGUUCAACUAUAUUGAACGAGCCAACAAACGACAGUGAUAAAACUGAGAAUGUAAAUGUUGAUUCCUUAGCAUCGACUAUCAUUUCUGACUCUGAGUUACCGCAAACAUAUAUGUAUGAUAUUACUGGCGGUGAGAGGGAAGAGCAAGAAAAUAAAUCAAAAACAGACGUUUUACCUCAAACAUCACCUACAAAUACACUCAACGCUAACAUCAAUCGGUCUGAAACAUUGAAAUCAUCAAAACUGCCAAGUAAACUCUAUCAACGACUAUCGUCUUAUAGUAACCAUUAUCAACCACAGUUACCACAGCAGCAAUAUCCUUAUUUUUAUUAUCAAUCUCCUCCAUUGCCGACAACACCAAUGGAUAUCAGGUUCAGUCGCGAACAACAUCCACCUCCACUACCUCUUAUGUUUAUCACGCCAUCAUCUCGAAGUCCGGAUUCAGCUACAACAUUGCCAACAAAUUUACCACCUCGACUUCGACAAACAUCAUACAACGAAGAUGAAAAUGGUAAUAGACCUGAACAACAACAACAAAUAAACGGUGGAAGACCGCGACGUAAUGUUUUGCCAAGAUUCAUCAGUUUUUCACCUCAUCCUCCACAACCGUUGAUGACUGCUACACCUCCAGCUGGGCUACUAUUUCCAUUUCAUCCUGCCUUUCAUCCGAAUCAACCUCUCACUCAUAUUGCCUACAACAUCAGUUCACCGCCGAUAAAUGCUUUAAGGUCAUAUGGUUCCGAUGAUUAUUUACAGUAUCAUAUGCAACCAUCGCUACCGGCAUCGCUAUUAUUGCAAUCUAACUCAAUCAGUUUAUUAAAUCCAGAUGCACCGGAAUGGAUACCAGCCUCAUCAAUGGAGGACCUAAAUGAAUUAUCAGAAAAUACUACGCCUGAUAUAACUGUGGACCAGGAAAAUUUUCCAGAAUUGAAAUCAACGAAUGAGCUAGUUCGAACUGAUCUUGUUAACCAAAAGAAUUAUCAGACAAUAGACGAAGAAAGUUCAACAAUAUCAGAUCAUGAAAAAGAAAUACUUAUCACGAGCAAUACGUCUCCAGUUGAUCAACUCUUGCCAUCUACAUCCUCCUCAUCUAGUCAAGAAUCUACUUCAUUAGUCAAACAUGUAAAUACAAAUCAAAAUUCUCAAUUGCAAAAUCAUAUAAAGUCAUCGCGCACAAUCAGUUACUCAAAUAUCAUUGCUGCUCAAACUUCUCAAAGUAAUCAACAACAACCUCGCAAAUCGACAUUUAAUAAAACAAAGGUGAAUAACAAUAGUAAUAACAACAAUUAUCGCCGACAGCCACAACAUUUUGCUUUACCUCCUCGAGAUCGUCAACAGCAACGUUUUGGACCGUCAAAUCCGAACAACAAAAACAAGAACGAUAGCAGUCGUCGAUUAAUCAAUAAUAUAAAACAUGAAAAAGAAAAUGUUGUGCAAAAUCUACCAGAUGAUUGGAUUGAAGUACGAUCAAAAAGUAAGAAAAAAUUUGAUCGAACUGGUUCAACUACAGAAGAUAUAUGGAAGAUGGACGAUGACCAAUCAAAACAACGAAGUACGCCCGCUAAAACAUCCGACAUUUCUAAAUCGUCACCUCCUACGCAAACAAAACAAGAAGAAUCACCUCUACUGGUGUCAACCCAACAGAAUAAUACUGUAAUGAUAACCAAAACCUCAAUAAAAUCAAGUGAUGAGGAAAAAUCUGUUUCCCCGUCUCGUUCACCAAAUACAACAUCCGAAGAUGAACAAGAACAGAAUGAAAUAGAGAUAGUUGUAGAAAACGGUGAGAAAGAAGAAAGUGAACAAGAAGAAAUUAACGAAGAUACGACAAUCAUUGAUUAUGAUCGUCAAACUAUUCAGAAUGUUAAAAGAAUGCUGGAAAAUGGAGAUAAAUUAUUUAUCCUUAUGAGAGGUUGUCCAGGUUCUGGGAAAUCGACGUUAGCCAAAAAUCUGCUCAACGGUCUUGACGGUGUUAUUUUAUCGACAGAUGAAUAUUUUAACACCUUAGAAUCAAUAAAAAAUAAUAUAACACCAAUUAUUAUUGAUAAUACAAACACAACAUCAUGGGAAAUGAAACCAUAUGCGACAAUGGCUAAAGAAGCUGGUUAUAACAUAUUGAUUAUUGAACCGCAUACCCCAUGGAAAUAUAAAGCAAGAGAAUUAUUCAAACGUAAUGCUCACAAUGUUCCAUUACGUCGCAUAAAAGAUAUGCUUAUGCGCUUCGAACAUAACAUAAGUGUUAAGUCGUUACUUGAACCGACUUUAUCAACUAUGACUACAACAAUUACUCAAUCACAGCAGCAAUUGCAACUUUCACUACCACAACGAACAUUUAUUCAACGAAAUUAUUCAUCACCGAUGACAACCACGACCACUACCACAUUGAUUAACAUUGCUGAAACAAUUCCUUCUCAGGAAGUGAUUUUAAACGACGUUAAAUCAUGUAUUGACGAUAUGAUUUUGUUUAUAACAUCAAAUUUUUAUCAGGCAAUUGUUUUCGAAGAGAUUGAGAAAUCUGUUUUAUUGUCUAUUGCUUACUAUUGGCAAUCAUGGUUAUUCUCGUUUGAAGUCUGUAUCACAAUUUUUGGCUUACCACUGUCUUUUACUAUUGUAGCAUCGACUGCACCGUGUACGUCGCCUACAUCCACUGCUCCAUCACCGUCUCAACCGACCUCACCUCAAAUGUGUAGUAUAUCAUUUUAUGAUUAUCCAUUGAACAGCACAACUCCAACAUCACUUUUAAGCAAUCCUCUUACACCUCAUCAUCGUUUUCAUCGUUCAUUAUCAUCUCGAUUUUCAACAUCUGCCACAACUGUAGCAACCUCUGUUCAAGAUGGAGAACAUAUUCUAAGACUGCCAUCGACAACAUUUCCAAGAUGUGAUCCAUUGCCAUCAAAAACGAAGAAAAAAAAUAAAAAUAAGAGAAGUGUCGCAACAAUUAAUGAAAACAUAAAUAACAAUAAUAACAAUGUUGACUUGCCACAAAUCAAAUUAAAACAGAUCUCUGUUCCACAACCACACUAUGAGGUAUUCAUGGAAGAAGAUUUUGUUGAUCGGUGUUUGGUGAUCGAUGAAACGAUUCAACAUACAGAAGAAGAUAAAAGUAAAAAUACCAUCACAAACAAUAGCUGGCUGAAUAAUCUAUUACAACAUGGCGUGCAAACAAAUGCACAGAUAAGGAUUAGUAUAUCUGUUAAUAAUAUAGCAAUAUCAGAAUUGAAUUCGAUGUCUUCUUUAUUUAGUGACAAUUCCUCAUUGUUACUAUCAGACGGUUCUUCGGUAGCGAUAGCCUCCUCAUCUAACGAUGCUUGCUUAAAGACUGCCCAUCCAUUUGCCUCAUACGAACGUGGUACUCAACUUGAUUUAUUAGACGAAAAUGAUGAUUCUCUAUCUUAUUUGAAUUCUUUAUAUUCAUCUAAGAUUAGUUCUGAACUUAUUUCACAGUUUUAUAAAUUAUGCAUGUGUGAUUUGCAACGGACUAAGUCUCAGUUAGACAAAUAUCUACUACACCUACAUCCGCACAUGACACAAUCACCAAUAUCAAGUUAUAGAGAAGAAAAUUAUGAUUCUUUUAUUGAAACACAUACAAACAAACAACAAAAGCAAAAACGACAAUGUUAUAAUGAAAUAUCCUCAUUAAAACAAUAUUGUCUUGACGUGUUAAAUGAAUGGAAUUUGUUCAUCAAAGAUAUAAAUGAUGAUGAUCGAUCACUUAUUGAUUAUUUUGACGAAUUAAUUGUGACUAAUGAUGCUAGUAAUUUGAGUACAGAUCAAGAAUACACAAAAUAUCUUAUAAUACCAGAAAAAAUCAUUGAUAGCAUGAAAAAAACAUACGGUGAAUUGCUAGAAGAUCAAUCAUUGUCAACACGCUAUUGGACGACAGUAGAAAAUAAUUGUCAUGAUGAAAUUCUACUUUCAAUUGAUAAUGAUUUAGCUAUCACAUUGUAUCAAACUAUACAAAAACAUAUAUUGAAUGCAAAUAACGCAACAGCUUUAAUAAAUGUCAAUCAUAAGCAACAACAACAACAAAACAAUUCAAAAACUGCAGAAAAAUUACUUCAAAAAAACCAGCUAAGCCAAGAAAAUAGUCGAUGGUACAAUAUUAAUACAAUCGAUAAUGGACUGGAAGAAAACAUGAAAACGAGCCAUACUGAUGCACAGUCUCUUAAACGAAUAAUAAUCGAUGAAAAACGGACUGAAAAACACAGUCAGUUGAAACAUCGUUCAUCAUAUGAAUUAGAUGAUGCAUCAGAAUUAAAAUUAAAAUGUCUUGAAAUAGAGUUUCCUCAGUAUUCACGCGAUUUAAUCUAUCAGUUAUUUGAUGAAAAUGAAUUUAAUUAUGAAUUAACAUUGGCUUCUAUUACUUCGAUGUUAAAUAAAAAUAUUUCAUCUCAAUCAUAUGUUUCCGCAUUACAAAUGCAACCAAUCACUAAAACUUAUUCAGAAUUAAGAUUCGAUGCAUUGAAACAUGGACAAAUACGAAAACAAAUGUAUAAAAAAGCAUAUGAAGCAAUUAAAUAUGGUGAGUUUGGAAGUAUGACUGGCGUAGCUUCCUUUUACAUCGAUAAAGCAAAUGACCAUUUUAAACUAAUGAAACAUUCGAAUCAAAAUGCCUAUGAAAAAUUAUCCGAAUAUCGUCGUGAACGAUUUAUUCAAACACAACAGCUCAAUUUACAUGGAUUUUAUUGUAAUGAAGCAUUACAUCUAGUACAAAGUAUUAUUCAAGAGAGUAUUAGUAGUAGUGACAGCAAAAAAAAUGAAUUUGAAAUUAUAACUGAUCGAAAUAAAAAUUCGUCGAACGGUGACGAUAAUGGAAAAAUAAGAACGACAAUCAUUAAUUAUUUAAAACUGAAUAACUACAGAAUUAUGAAAGAAUUUAAAGAAGUUGUCGAUAGUAAAGAGGUUGCUCAAUGUGGUAUUAAAAUUGAUGGUUUAGAGGAAAUAACAACAAAUUUAAAUGCCUACAUAAGUAGUGGUAAAGCACUUAAUUUAAGAGGUGAAAUUGAUGGUCCACCAGAUACACCAUAUACUGGAGCCAAAUAUCAUUUGGAAAUAUUUGUAUCGGAUACAUAUCCAUUUAAUCCACCAAAGGUACGUUUUGUUACAAAAAUUUGGCAUCCAAAUAUUAGCAGUGUUACAGGAGCAAUUUGUUUGGAUAUAUUGAAAGAUCAAUGGGCUGCAGCAAUGACACUACGUACGGUAUUAUUGAGUUUACAAGCGUUAUUAGCUACUCCUGAACCAGAUGAUCCACAAGAUGCCGUAGUUGCAAAUCAAUAUAAAAAAGAUCGAAAGCUAUUUGAAAAAACUGCUCGACAUUGGGCAAAUAUUUAUGCCGAAGGACCAACUCGGGAACCAGAAUGUGAUGCAGCCGUUCAACAAUUAGCAGAUAUGGGAUUUUCUGAAGAAAAAGCGCGUUCCGCAUUAAGUACAAUGCAUUGGAGUGUUAGUGAUGCUUUGGAAAAUUUGUGUAAAAGUUAG
This is a messenger RNA of Didymodactylos carnosus, 5940 nucleotides long. The record is from the annotation of a GenBank genome assembly. NCBI's taxonomy places the organism in Eukaryota, Metazoa, Rotifera, Eurotatoria, Philodinida, Philodinidae.